AUGACGACUCCGUUUCCUCUCUUACGCCUCCCUAGACUUGCACUGAUUCCUGUUCUUCAACAAAUGGAGUCUAUUGAUCUAAUUGCGUUCUCACUUCUCUCCAAUAAAGCAAAGAACCUGGUGAAAAUGUUAUGCAAAAUAACUGCCGGUUCUAUCAGUAUGGUUGUUAGGAGUCGUUAUCCUCGUAUCACAAUUAAUUCAAUAGAUGACACACCAGUGGGGCUCAGUUUGUACACGGAGAGAGGGCCAGAUGUGGGCAACAAGAUGAUUCAAAACAAAACGAUUUCAUGUGAAAAGGGGUCUCUCACUGUCGCGAAAUUGGUUGAGCGAAUUGCUAGCGUUACUAGUUGUGAAUCGCUUGAAUUUGUGGUUUUAAGAGGACCUCUACAACUAGAAGUGUGCGAUACGCUAGCUCAACUGACAAAACUUUGGAGAUUGUACAUCAGCGAGGACUGUUCGGAUAGUUUUGCAAAGAAAGCUCUGGAAAUCGUAUCAAAAGUGACCACGGAGAUUUUGUUGGGCCGAAUUCCAUUUGAGAACAAAGAAGAGUUUCAGACAUUUCUGAAGAGCAAUUUGAACUAUUUGUGUAUUUACAGUUGUUUCUCGAGGUUCACUCUUGAUGACCUUCUAGUCACAAACGCGUUCAAAGUGACAUUGAGAGAAGUCAAGUUGAGUGUCACAGAUAUCAGUCAAUUUCUUACAAAUUGGUUUCACAGCAAAUGCAAUUCUCGACUAGAACAUCUGUCAUUGCUUGUAGACGAAGUUGUCAAUGAAAUGUGUCUUCCGAGAGUACUGAACGCUGUUCCAUUUCCAAGGAACCGAAAGAGAACGUUCUUUUAUUUAAAACAGCUAGGCACUUUAGCAGAAUCGUUUUCUGGAGGAUAUGAUAUCGUAAGAAAAGAUGGGAAGAAAGCCACAAUUCUAUUUUUACCCUGUCACGGACUGACAUCUAUCAAUUUUUACGUUUGGUCGUGA
Caenorhabditis remanei is the source of this 975-nucleotide messenger RNA. RefSeq lists its product as uncharacterized. Gene Ontology annotation, molecular function: protein binding. Lineage: Eukaryota; Metazoa; Nematoda; Chromadorea; Rhabditida; Rhabditidae. The coding region runs from base 1 to 975 and encodes 324 amino acids. The transcript is spliced from 2 exons. The record is from RefSeq and is a predicted model, not a curated record.